This is a messenger RNA of Camellia sinensis, 685 nucleotides long. Lineage: Eukaryota; Viridiplantae; Streptophyta; Magnoliopsida; Ericales; Theaceae. The record is from RefSeq and is a predicted model, not a curated record.
GAGGAUUCAUGGCUAGAUAAACAACGAAACCGAGCACAAUGGUGGGCUAGAGAGGCUCUAGACAUGGUUGGAACAUGUCGACAGAGAGGAUAGUUUCAAGCAUCUGAAUCGAAGACCAGUCAACUCCGAAUCAUCCACAAAUACAACGCGUUUCAUAGCCAUUAUUACAGUCAAAAUCCUCUCUUUUCUACGAACAACAAAUAAUCAACAAAGUCCAAAGUCCAACUUCAACCCCACCAAACCAAACCAAACCAAACCCCCAAAAAAUCAAAUCAAAACUACUCCAACCUUUGUGUGCAAUGUAUACCAUCACUCUGAAACAGACAUCCCACCAAACCCAUCUCUCUUCUUCUCUCUCUUCCCAAUGAAAGAUCCAUCAAUGGAAGAAGAAGAAGAACAACAAUCAUCAUCAACAACAAGGAAGAGUUUAAUCUCUGAUGCUCUUCUCACCACUCUCUGUAACUCAAUCCAAGCACUGGGUCGAGGCUUUGAUGUGACUUCUGAUAUCAGGCUUUUGUAUUGUAAAGGAACUCCUGGGUCUCGUUUGGUUCACCUUGAUGAAGAACAUACUGAAGAUCUUGUAGUCUCUGAUGGGCUUGUUGUCCCAAAUGUCUCCGUUGAUAUUGAGUGGUCUAUAGGGAAGAGGACCCCCCCUGUGGCUAUUCCUGUCUGUAGCUUCCAUGAG